AUGAAGCUGGCGCACCUCUUCCUCGGCCCGGUGGCCCUCCUGCUCCUGGCUGGCAGCGCCUGCGGCCUCAGCACCUCCCGCGGGAACCUGCGCACCUUCGUGGGCUGUGCCGUGAGGGAGUUUACUUUCCUGGCCAAGAAGCCAGGCUGCAGGGGCCUUCGGAUCACCACGGACGCUUGCUGGGGUCGCUGUGAGACCUGGGAGAAGCCCAUUCUGGAACCCCCCUACAUUGAAGCCCAUCAUCGAGUCUGUACCUACAACGAGACCAAACAGGUGACCGUCAAGCUGCCCAACUGUGCCCCGGGAGUCGACCCCUUCUACACCUAUCCUGUGGCUGUCCGCUGUGACUGCGGAGCCUGCUCCACUGCCACCACGGAGUGUGAGACCAUCUGA
Lemur catta (Ring-tailed lemur) is the source of this 393-nucleotide messenger RNA. RefSeq names its product glycoprotein hormone subunit beta 5 (gene GPHB5). The coding region runs from base 1 to 393 and encodes 130 amino acids. The transcript is spliced from 2 exons. The record is from RefSeq and is a predicted model, not a curated record. Gene Ontology annotation, biological process: G protein-coupled receptor signaling pathway; regulation of thyroid hormone receptor signaling pathway. Lineage: Eukaryota; Metazoa; Chordata; Mammalia; Primates; Lemuridae. Gene Ontology annotation, molecular function: hormone activity. Gene Ontology annotation, cellular component: extracellular region; cytoplasm.